AUGUCAAAAUCCACAUCAUCAAAGCUAGCAAACCUCCGCGGCGUCUUGGCUAGACUACCAGACAAAGAUGUCCUGCACAAAUUCCUCGGAAAUUCUACUACUGCUCCAGGCCUACUUCGUGAAGCUGUCCUCGUCGUUCUCCACCGCAAAUGGUCAGCGAACCCACCGUAUCGCCUCACCGAGCUUGGAAUCACCACCUACGAUCGUUCCAGCAUUAAACAAGGACAGCCUAUCAUGGCUGGCCCGCAUGCAGAAGACCUUCUACGCCAAGUAUGGUGUCUUCACCUCGUCAUCCGCUCCACUGCGCACCUAGAUUCUACAGACAUCGGUCUCGAGCGCUUCCAUUUCGGCACCACGGUCUACGUCACCCAAGAAGAAGCCCUCUUCCUCCUCCAGCAUAUCUGGCACCAGCCCAUGAACGAGCAGAACGAGGACUCUGGCUACCGACCCAUCAUAUACAUGUCCUUUGGCUCCAACAGCAGCAUCAGCAAGGUGCGCAAGGUCGCGUUCGACUUCGACCCGUUUCUCUUAAGCACUACGGUAGCGGCUCUCGAUGCGCAAAUCAUACCCCAGCAGUCGAAGAUUACUCGCCACGCAGACGCGGACUAUGCAUACCUCCUCAAACAGUUCAACGUCCCCGUAUACCACUCCGAUAACAGCGGCAACGCAGCCAUGUACGCCACCGUCGUUGCUAUCCUCUCAGCUCUGCGCUUCGAGCUGUACGGGUCGCCGCAGAAUGCGAAGGCAAAACCAGGGCAAAUAGGCCAGUCAAGUUCCAAGUCUGCGGCAUUUGUGGUGCAGAGCUUGAUGAAUUGGCCUACACCGGCGCCACCUGUUAGCGUGGAGGUGUUUUGUUGGAGGUGUGGGAGUGGUGAGCAUGGGUUUUUGGAGUGUGCAAAUACGGAUUUGAAGUGUGGUAGGUGUGAGGGUGCGGCGCAGGAGUGGAGGAGAAUGAAUGCUGGAACGCAUAUGGAGGGGUCAUGUGCGUUUGGGCCUCGUUGA
Molecule: messenger RNA, 1002 nt
Organism: Alternaria rosae
Lineage: Eukaryota; Fungi; Ascomycota; Dothideomycetes; Pleosporales; Pleosporaceae
Exons: 1
Coding region: 1-1002 (333 amino acids)
Cellular component (GO): nucleus
Source: RefSeq, a predicted model, not a curated record